This is a messenger RNA of Salvia hispanica, 1488 nucleotides long. The record is from RefSeq and is a predicted model, not a curated record. NCBI's taxonomy places the organism in Eukaryota, Viridiplantae, Streptophyta, Magnoliopsida, Lamiales, Lamiaceae.
AUGGCUGACCAAGGUGAGGACGAUCCCGAGCUCGCAACACUUACCGCACACGCCGACGGAGAUCCCCCACAAGCCAUAGUGGCCAGACCGCCUGCGCAGAAGCGGCCAGCAGGAGCGAGCGAGGAUGAUUAUAGACUGAAAGCUCUACCUUUUGUCCUAAAGGGAGAGGCCAACACUUGGUUCAUGCGCCUGCCAGCCGACUCUAUCAAUACAUUGGCCGAUUUCAAGUCAGUUUUCCUAGCCGAGUUCUUCCCGUCUUCAAAGACAAGCGCAUUAAAGAGGAAAAUAUCGUGCAUAAGGCAAGAAUAUGAUGAAACCCUGAGCGAGUACAAGGAGAAGUACAUGAGCCUUCUGGAGUCAUGCCCCAACCAUCGCAUGAAGGAGAUAGAGGUGCACCACACCUUCUAUGAGGGGAUGAACAAGGAAACCAAGGAUCUGGCGAAUUCAUCAUCUGGAGGUGAUUUCACCCAGUUGAGAGUAAGUGAAGCCAAAAAGGUGUUACGCAAGCUGUUGAAUGCGAAGAAGACGUACGACAACGCGAGAGAUGGGUACAACAGAGAAAGGGUAGCGAAACACUCCACCACCUUCUCCGACUGGAGGCAAGAAGCCCCAGAACUACCAUAUGAUCAGCCGGACAACUCGCUGGAUGUGGAGCAAGCAAAUGCCGCAGGAUACUACAAUUCCAACGGCAAUUGGAUUCCGGGGAAGCAAAGGGAUGCACCAUGGACGGACCACCAAAAUUUCCGAUGGGGAGAUGGAAAUCAGAAUCAGAACCAAAAUCAGGCUCCAAAUCAACCCAACCCCCACCCGAACCAAAAUCCCAACCGUGGCCCAACAAACCCUGACUACCAAUCUAACUGGCGAAACAACCAAACCCAGAACCAGAACCAAAACCAGAACCAAUUUAACCCAGGGCCUCAACAUAACACCCACCACCAAAACCAAAGUCAGUACCAGCACAACCACGACCAGUAUAACCCUCCUGCCCAGUAUAACCAGUACCCACAGAACCAAAACCAACAAAAUUUCUCAGGCUACCAAUCAAACCCACCACCUCAGUAUAACCAGCACCAGAGCUCAAACCAAUUCCAUCACCCAAACAAGUCGAGGAGGUCUAUGGAGGACAUGAUGGGGGAGAUGCUUGCCUCGCAGCAAAGCAUUAAAAAUGACUUGCAGUCCAGUAAUGAAACAAUGCAAGGAAUGCAAAGUGCCCAGAAGGAGCAUAGGGCAAAUAUGGAUAUGAUGAACAGGCAGUUGGCCCAGCUUGCUAACUCGGUGGGUGAAAUGAAAGGGAACUCAGGGAAACUCCCAUCUACAGUCCAUGUACCUGAAAAGGCAAAUGUGAGCAAGAUUACACUGCGGUCCGGAACAGCUUACAAUGGACCUCAACUCAAGAACCCUGUUGCGGAGUCUAGUAGAGAAAGAGUGCUGAGCGACACCAUCUCAGCAGAAGAACUCAAGAGGCCUCUGCCUCAGAUAGAGGAUUGA